Molecule: messenger RNA, 1608 nt
Organism: Penicillium cataractarum
Lineage: Eukaryota; Fungi; Ascomycota; Eurotiomycetes; Eurotiales; Aspergillaceae
Exons: 3
Coding region: 1-1608 (535 amino acids)
Source: RefSeq, a predicted model, not a curated record
AUGUCUUCAACAACAACUGAGUCAGUCCAGCAACGAGGGGCUGUCACUAAGAAGGCGGAACUUGAUGAUGCCUUGAUGAACAAAAUAAUUGAGCACUGUCGCAAACUCACUUUGGAUCUCGACUUCAAGAACGCAUCGGCAACUUAUAGUCAGGUCAAAGAGCAACAGGAGCAAAUUUGUACUCGAGAUGAAAAAUUGACCAGAUUGCAGAGGGACAUUGAAGCUCAGAAAGAGAGGGAAUCGGUUGUGAUCGGCAGAUUCUCCGCAGCGAAUCAGGACCUCGCCAUCCAAAAGGAGAUCGCAGAAAAAAGAAUAGUCUCCCUCCAAAAAGAAGACGCAGAAAAGGGUAAAUCUUUGGCUGAGAUCUCUCGAAGAAUCCAAGAACUUCAGCGCCAGCUACAAACGCUGUUAUCGGAGAGAUCUCAGGAUGAAAGAAAGAUGAGCUCAAUGAUUGCACAACACAAUCUGGAAAUUGAUUCCUUCCAGAGAAAGCUCAAAGAAAGAGAUGCAUCAAUCGACAAAUUAAAGGAAAGUUAUGCCAGACUCACUAGCCUACUUUCCGAUGAAAAAGCAAAAAGGGGCUAUCUUGAAAAAGACAAAAAGUCGCUAGAAGAAAAGAUGCUCAAGGCUCACAGUCGACUUGAGAAGUUCGAUUCCUUUAUCCUUAAACAUCACCAAAUUGACGAGCAGUCAAUAAUAGACGGCUUUUCGAGCCUCUGGGGCUUUGCAGUGAGCGAGAUCUGGACCAUUCUACGGCAGGAUCUGAACGAAGAGAAUCUCAGAAACGACGGACCCUGGAACAAGUUCAGACAAGAUACUGAGGCUGCUUUUCGAGAUGGAGCUAUUCAGAGACAGCGUAUUCCCCUGUGUGCUUCGAAUUCCGAUGCCGCUAAGGGAAUGCGUGUAGCCGUGAUAUUGGGCAUUCUCUCCCGGCAAAUCGACGAGCAAAUUUUUCAACCGAUUCACUUUCCAUCUGAGACCGGCUAUCUCAGGAUGAACCUAAAUAAGCUCGUGAAACAUGACACCGACAAUGAGCAUUUUUAUCGCUCCGUUCUACGUUCUAUUGACCGUGAUGGGCAGGAAGCUGAACUUCGGUCUAGGGCUAAUUCUAUUGUUCAGAUUGUUUCCCACUGUCUCUAUGGAAUCGUCUCGACUACCCAGUAUGGUGAGCUCAGAGUGCGGAUAAAGAAUGUUGUUGAUAGGGCAAUUGAGGUCUGGCGUCCUAUCCAGAAUUCCACGAAAAGAUAUGAGACAGAAUUUGACCCUACCGAUUGGGCCCCCGAGGAAGAUUCCCUAUUCCAGUUUCCUGUGGGCGGUGAAGAUUCAGUCGGGGCUGAAUACCAAAAAGAUCACUCUCUUGUCAUUUUCCCUGGAUUGUAUUGCUUGGAAAGUGACGCCUUUAUUUUGACUUCCGUCGUUCCGCUCACGAGCUCGCAGAAAUUAUAUAUCGCUGCUGAUCAAGAGCUAAGGGAAGAAUUUCAAGGCAAAGCGAGCCCCACGACAAGACAACCCAGUCGGAAAAGGCAGAACUCUGUUGCUAAAGCCCAAUUGCCAUCAAAUGGUACCAGUUUUUUAGGAAGGCACUCCUCUGGAGGUUCAAGCAAUUAA